Molecule: messenger RNA, 6307 nt
Organism: Cyclopterus lumpus (lumpfish)
Lineage: Eukaryota; Metazoa; Chordata; Actinopteri; Perciformes; Cyclopteridae
Gene: h6pd
Product: hexose-6-phosphate dehydrogenase (glucose 1-dehydrogenase)
Exons: 5
Coding region: 2811-5186 (791 amino acids)
Biological process (GO): pentose-phosphate shunt; glucose metabolic process; pentose-phosphate shunt, oxidative branch
Cellular component (GO): endoplasmic reticulum
Molecular function (GO): glucose-6-phosphate dehydrogenase activity; NADP binding; 6-phosphogluconolactonase activity
Source: RefSeq, a predicted model, not a curated record
AUAUAGUCUUUGCUUGGGUUCCUUUUGAUUUCAUGUGUUUUUAUGUACCAUCCUAAAUCCUUACUGUGAAUCGUUCUGUAUAAAUUGAAUAUGCCAUACUCUUUAAUUAGAUAGUUACAUUAUUAAUGCCGCAGGGGACAUUUCUUUUACUACAGCAGAAUUUAUAUAUGCAGGUAAAGCAAUAUUAAAUCUAAAAAAAAUAUCCCCCCAAAAAUUAUUUACAUCACUCUCUGGGUACUCCGUGUGUAACAUCACAACACUAAGAAUUGUUGUUACACCCAUAAGGCAAAGUCUGCAGACUUACAGACAGUGUGCAUAAAUGACUCAACAUGAGUGUGAAAGAGCCUUUAAGCAGUGGAGGAUUUGACAGGGGGGCGCCCCUAAAUCCUCAGACUUUACAGGAGUACGCCUCAAAGUCUGUGAGUAUGGACAUUAGGAUUGAGCCACAGACUAGCUGUUGGUGGUUUUAUAACCCACUUCCACUCCCUGCUGGUUUGGGAUAAUAUGGCAGAUCCGCCACGUGUAUGUGCAAACAGAGUGGAAGUGUGUGUGUGUGCGUGUGUGUGUUAAGCCUUGCAUACGUUUAUUGAAGCUGGUAUGUUCUCUUAAAGGCACAUGAUUUGAGGAGAAAUUGAGUACUGUUUUGGCUCAUAAGAAUUCCGGUUGUCUCUUUUACAAUGAAUCAAUAUUUUAAACAGGAACAGCUGGCCAAAAUGGUAUGGUCACGUGGAAUCCAAAUAUAAUUUUGUUUUAAUAUAGUUUAAAAAAUGUCUGGAAAAAAAUAGACCGUGUAUAAAUCAGAUGAUCAGCACAAAAAGUUGCCAUCCUUGUUUGAGACACACUUUAUGACCCAAAUUAUAAAUGUUGAACAGAGGGAAUCAUUUACAGCUGGAUACGGUAAAUGAGUAUAAAACAUUCCUUUGUUGUUCAAUGACCUCCCUUGUUCAUUGAGUUUUGGUUUGUGGUUAUCAUUAAUCAGUGGUUUAUGUUUGUGACUUAUGCAUAAUAACCAUGAAUACAAUAUUCAGAAUGAAUUCAAUCUACAGGAAGCUAUAUGCUCUGUCUUUCAGUGUUAUGUCUUCACCGUUAAUUAUUGAUUUUUGAUUUUAUUUCAGCUUAAUUUGCAUGAAAACACAGAGGUGGACACGGUGCUGAUGACGGAUACAUUGUAGCCAAAUUAAGUUCUUUUAAUCUUCACUAUGUGACAGAAAGUAUCUUUUGAAUGCCUUUGUCAUUCACAAGCUAUUCACGAGGAUAAUACUGCACAUCUUUUUGAUAAACUUCAGGCCAAUGACUUAAAUAUUAAUCACAAAGCAGGGCUUUUGAAUAGGCUCCCUAUUUUCUUAUGACAAUGACUGAAUAGUUUACAUAUCUCUACAAGACUCAUGUUAUGUACUGCAGACCACUUGGCAAAUGUGGCCACAAAGAUUCGGACAGGAGGCAGACACAUCCCUGCAGUAAUUUCUUCAGUGGUCAAUAAGGCACUUCUUUAGAGGAAUUGUUCUUAAAAAUGUACCAGACUAAAAUUCUGAGAACCAAAGAAUGUGUGACGGUUAGUUGAGGGAUCAUGUGUGAUAACCACUUUCAGAGAAGGAAAGAUGCCCUCAUUGGUCAUUCUGUAUGGCAAGUUUGAUGGAUUAAUGAGUGAAUGUGGCGCAUGUAUGUGUUGGAAUCAUGGGUUGUUGGACGAGCUGCACAGAAAUGCAAAGCUGAAUGAAGAUAGUGUCUAUUCAGAUGAUACGCCACUUAAUUGAUUCCUGCGUGGUAAUGACCAGAAAGGUAAAACCUUGAAGCCAAUAGAGAAAAGGUUAAGACUACAUGUGAUGUGUGGUUUAAGAAGAGCAAUGUGGAGAGCAUUGAAAACCAAGUGUGUUGGUCACAUUUCUAAUUUAGAAGUCACAUUCUGUAUGUUGUUAAUCCUCAUAUAAGAAACUAGUUGUGAAGAAAAAUAUAUAUAUUUGGACUGCGGUAGUCCUUGACAAAGUAAAUCAUACCUUAAUUCCAGCUGUUGUUGAAGCAGUGAGGUGGCCUUUGCUGUUUGCAUUGCCACUUUGUAAACACAGGGAUUCCAGAUGUUGCAUAAAGUCAUAAAAUGAGCUUCCUACUGUGGGUAUUCUGUUCAACGUGCGCCAUUUUCAGUCUCUCAUGUCCUUUCAUUAUUAGAAUCUAUGCUCUAGGUGUUAACUGAAUUGAAAAUGGAAGUCCAAGACAAAAUAUACUUGAAAAGUUUGGCAAGUUAAAGAAUAUAACUAUAUAUUAUAAAUCAACAUGUGUGUUGACUUUACCAUGAGUAUUUAUAUUUUUACCAUAAUUGAACUUUUCCCUCAUUGUUGCUGAUGGGAAUCGGGCUUCCAGAAUUGGAGGACUUAUCGCAGCUGCAUCAUUCCCUUGAUCAGUUUUGACCUUUUGCAAACCAACAUUUCAAGAAAUGGUUUAAAUGGGAACCCCCGCCAAAUUGACACAAUAAACAAGUCUUUAUUCCUAAAAGCCUGGUGCUUUCUCGAUUAAGAACAAGUUGUGCACAUGCCUUUUUAAAGUUUUGUGUGUUUUGUUUAUAUAUUUACACAGCCUUUCGCUCUUGCUAAAUUACCAUUCCCAGCACUCUGUCAACAGCUGAGGGGUUGUACAGUGGACGCAAUGCCCCUGAGCAAAGUGCAAAGUCUACACCCUCGCUCGACCAAUAUUGUAGGAUCCACUGAUCAUUACGCUCACAACAUUUUAUCUGCACCACAUCACCAGCUCUCAGGCGACUUCAAAAGAGCUGGAGAAGACAGAGAGAGAGAGAGAGUUUAAACGGUUAGGACCAGAGCAUGUUUGGGACUGUGCUCCUGCUUCUGGUCACUCUGUGUGCCCAGGAGGGAAAUGGCGAGGAAAGAGCUGAGGCCCUGAGAACUGGCCAUGUUUCAGUGGUAGUAGUGGGAGGCACAGGUGAUCUGGCAAAGAAGUACCUGUGGCAGGGCUUCUUCGAGCUGUACGUUAACCAGGCCAGAAGUGGAAAGACCUUUUCCUUCUAUGGCGGAGGACUGUCGCCUGCAGAUGCGGCCACAUCGGUCCUCUUUGAGAUCCUAAAGGCGGUUUCCUGCUCAAAGGAUGUGUCGGAGGAGCGCUGUGCUGUGCUGAAAGAGCAGUUCCUGCGACUCGCACAGUAUCGGCAGCUGAAGACCCGAGAGGACUACCAGGAUCUGGCCCAGCACAUUGAGCGAGAGCUUCAACAAGAGGGAAUAACAGAGGCAGGCAGGCUAUUCUACCUCUCACUACCAGCCUUUGCAUAUGCAGAUGUUGCUGAUAAGAUAAAUAAUAGUUGUCGGCCGACCAGCAGGGCGUGGCUGAGAGUCGUGCUCGAGAAACCUUUCGGACAUGACUUAAGGAGUGCUCAGGUACUUGCAGCUCAGCUCGGUAGCUCCUUGAAGGAUGAAGAAAUGUACAGAAUUGACCACUACUUGGGGAAGCAGGUUGUUGCAAAGAUACUUCCAUUCAGAAAAGAGAACAAGAAGUUUCUGGAUCCCAUCUGGAACAAGCACCACAUCGAGAGGGUGGAGAUCAUAAUGAAAGAGAGCCUUGAUGUUAAAGGUCGCAUUCCCUUCUAUGACCAAUACGGGGUGAUUAGAGAUGUGCUCCAGAACCACCUGACGGAAGUCAUGACCCUGUUGACGAUGAGGCUUCCCACGAAUCUGAGCAACAAUGAGGAAGUCCUCCAAAACAAGCUGCACAUCUUCAGUUCCAUGCUGCCUUUGACAAAGAAUCAAGCUGUGGUCGGCCAGUACCAAGCAUACCAAACAACGGUCCAGCAGGAGAUGAACAAGACGAAAGAUCAUGUCAGUCUCACGCCAACAUUUGCAGCUGUAUUGGCACACCUCGAUGAUGCCCAGUAUGAAGGUGUGCCAAUUCUUUUGAUCUCAGGGAAGAUGUUAGAUGAACGGGUGGGAUAUGCACGCAUACUUUUCAAGAAUGACAUCUUUUGUCUUCAGAACCCCAAUGGCGUCCACUGCAAGCCCAAACAAAUAGUUUUCUACUUUGGGCAUGGCAGCCUUCAAUAUCCAGCAAUUCUUGUGAGUAAGAAUUUAUUCAAGCCAGUUUCGAUGGACGGUGAAUGGAAGGAAGUGACUGAGCAUACAGAUGUCAAUAUUCUAGGUUUACCUAUUUCAGACUAUUAUGUGCAAACUCCAACAGAGCAGAAGGAAGCCUAUUCAGAACUUAUUUCUCACAUUUUUGCUGGACGUAAAAAUAGUUUCAUUAGUGCUGAAAACCUGCUGGCUUCCUGGGGCUUAUGGACACCACUACUCAAUAGCCUAGCCGGCUCGUAUCCCCGCAUUUACCCCGGGGGAGCCGACAAUCGAGACCUGCUGGACAUCCGUGUGAACAGUAAAGACAUUGGCUACAACAGUGAGGUGGUGAUCAUCAGCUCUGAUCAGAUGGGUGGCACGUCAACAAACAGUUUCCAAGUCAUGCAAGGCUAUUUUCGUAGCGCUGGCAUGGUGUCGGCCUGGACUGAGGAGCUGGUGGAGAGGCUGGCUGUGGACAUUCAGGAAGCAGCGGAGGCAGCUGUGCGUGAGGGCGGUGUUUUCCAUCUUGCCUUCUCUGGUGGGUCCAGCCCCCUCGCUCUGUUCCACAGGUUGUCCCUGCACCACUUCUCCUUCCCCUGGAGCAACACCCACGUGUGGAUGGUGGACGAGCGAUGCGUGCCGCUGACUGAACUGGAGUCUAACUUCCACGGCCUGCAUGACCAUCUACUGCAACAUGUGAGGAUACCCUAUUACAACAUCCACCCCAUGCCAGUGCAGCUCAACCAGCGCCUGUGCGUGGAGGAGGAUGGAGGAGCGCUGCUGUAUGAGAAAGAGAUCAGCAAGUUGGUUAAUGGCUCCAGCUUCCACUUUGUACUGCUGGGAGUUGGAUAUGACAGCCACACAGCCUCUCUGUUCCCCGGGAGUAAAGUGGAUGGACUUGGGGAGAGUCUGGUUGCCCUCACUGAGAGCCCCGUCAAACCUCACCAACGCAUGAGCCUCACUUUCAGUGCCAUUAAUCGAGCUCGUAAGGUGGCUCUUUUGGUGAUGGGCAAAGGCAAGCAUGAACUGAUCACCCAGCUGAGCCGCGUGAAGGACAACCCAGACAAGUGGCCGGUCACUGGGGUGAAGCCUGCUGACGGCACACUAGUUUGGUACAUAGACUAUGAUGCACUUUUAGGUUAGGAAUUACAUUUCAAUUAGACCAUUUUUUUAUGAGCCAGCAGGAUCGGCGGAUUUACCUGUUUUAGCUUAUUAACCAUAAUUCCCUUCAAGCCUCGCUCCAAAGCUUCCCCUCUCCACCACAAAAAUCCUAAUGGAUGUUGAGUAUUUGCAAUCUGUAGUUGCAACUCUCUCUUUUACUGGAGGUUCAUUCAAAUCUUCUUCUGUGUGGGCGUGUGUGAAAUGUAUAUGCAGACUUUUUUGUUAUAGUUUAUCUAUGCCUAAUUAUGGAUGAGAUGAGUUAUAGUCUAGACCAUUACAUAAUUAGCAUCAUUCACAGAGUACAGGGUAUAAAGCACUGCAUACCUGGUGUUGUGAACAUCUGGUGCCAAAAAAACAUUCUGACAAACCACAAUUUAUUGCUUAUAAUCCAGGGUGUUUGUAUGAUCUCAGGUGAUUUUGUGAAUUCACAGAUAUGCUGUUUAUACUUUGUAUUCCACAGUUCUCGAUUGUAUGUUUUCUAUUGUUGCGUGGUAGUGAGAAUCACAAUAUGAUAUUGAUACAUUAAUAUACAUUAUAGAAAUGCUUCUGGUAAUUCAAAAUACUGGGUGCUACAUUACUAAAACAGCACAUUCCUGACCGAUUCAGGAAUGUGCUGUAAAACAAUGUGGAAAAGAAAAUACAUGUACUCUUCUUCUUUAGACUAAAAAGUGCUACUUUCAACAGUUGUGGCACUGUGCCUCUGUUUGAUCCAUCGUGAUGAGCAUUAUUUUAGCUGAUGAACAAUUUGAAAGUUGUCUGAUUUUAAAGUCAUUACAUCUACUAAAUAUUUUCACCAUGCAAGAUGAUUAUCACAUGUUCUAAUUUUGAUUUUCAUUCCAUUACUAUUAUUUUACAUUCUGUGAAAGUUACAAACUGAUUACAAUUGAACGCAUUUCCUUUUGAAUUGUCUUGCUAUCAUCUGUUUAAUGUGGCUUUACUUUUCCAGUGAGAUAAACCCCUCAUUCAGUUCUGCAAUAAUUAUUACACACUGAAUCUACAGCGAAAAGUACAUAAGCAUUCUCUCACUAUGACCAUUGAUUGAUCCCUAGUUAUAGUACAUGAAACCAAUAAAAAGCAAAACAACUUUCAACAAUCGAGAGAAA